Baudoinia panamericana UAMH 10762 is the source of this 1307-nucleotide messenger RNA. RefSeq lists its product as uncharacterized. The transcript is spliced from 4 exons. The record is from RefSeq and is a predicted model, not a curated record. Bases 141 to 1202 code for a protein of 353 amino acids. Gene Ontology annotation, molecular function: oxidoreductase activity; zinc ion binding. Lineage: Eukaryota; Fungi; Ascomycota; Dothideomycetes; Mycosphaerellales; Teratosphaeriaceae.
UCUGGAAGGAUGUUGGCGAUAUAAGUAGAGCAGUCCGUAGCUGUCCAUCAGGGUGAUUGCCCAGAGAUACAACCAUCCAGUACCAACAACAAUCACUCCUAAGUCUGUACACCUGCUCUCGACUAUAUCACCGUGUCAAAAUGGCGCCUCAGGUUCCGGAGAAGCAGUGGGCACAGGUCAUUGAGAAGACCGGAGGACCCGUUGAGUACAAGGAGAUCCCUGUGCAGAAGCCAGGUCCAGAUGAGAUCCUUGUGAACAUCAAGUACAGCGGCGUCUGCCACACGGAUUUGCACGCUGUUAAUGGUGACUGGCCGCUUCCAACCAAGCUUCCCUUGGUGGGAGGCCACGAGGGUGCCGGAGAAGUUGUUGCGAUGGGCGAGCUUGUCAACGACUGGCAGAUUGGCGACUAUGCCGGUGUGAAGUGGAUCAACGGCUCUUGCCUGUCCUGCGAUUUCUGCCAGCAAUCCGAUGAGCCGCUUUGCUCCAAGGCUCUCCUCUCCGGCUACACCGUUGACGGCUCCUUCCAGCAGUACUGCAUUGCAAAGGCGGCACAUGCUGCCCGCAUCCCCAAAGAGUGCGACCUCGCCGGCAUUGCUCCCGUUCUCUGCGCUGGUAUUACGGUCUACAAGGGCCUCAAAGAGUCCGGAGCUAAGCCAGGGCAGACGGUAGCCAUUGUCGGUGCCGGUGGUGGCCUUGGUUCCCUUGCCCAGCAAUAUGCUCGCGCUAUGGGUCUGAGGACCAUCGCCAUUGACUCCGGCGAUGACAAGAAGAAGAUGUGCAUGGAGCAGCUCGGCAGUUACGCCUUCGUCGAUUUCGCUACCAGCAAGAACGUCGUGAAGGAGGUCCAGGAAGCCACCCCCGACGGUCUUGGCCCGCACGCAGUCAUCCUCGUUGCCGUGAACGAGAAGCCAUUCCAGCAAGCGGCAGAGUAUGUCCGCCCACGAGGCACCGUUGUCUGCAUCGGUCUGCCCGCAGGUGCCUACCUGAAGGCUCCGGUCUUCGAAUCCGUCAUAAAGAUGGUUACCAUUAAAGGCUCAUACGUGGGCAACCGUAAGGACAGUGCAGAGGCCAUAGAGUUCUACCGCCGCGGCGUUAUUAAGGCACCCUACAAGGUUGUUGGCCUCAGCAAGCUGCAAGAGGUGUAUGACUUGAUGCACAAGGGCCAGAUUGCAGGACGUUACGUCGUCGACACCUCGAAUUAAGCGAUCGCUGGUCGUAGUGGUGGUCGGGGUCGAGAGCGGUGUAGAUAUGGUAUUGCAAAACUUCAAAUCGUCCAACCCAACGUACUCAUCCAAUGUUACUUAGAC